CAAUUCAUUGCUCAAUUAAGAACUUCUUCACAAGAAGAAAAACCUGAAGAAAAUUCUAACUCCCCUCUUUGUUUAAGCUAGGAUUCUAACCGCUCACUUCUUCCCAAUACUAAUUUUUCUUCAAAAUGAGACCUUCUUUUGUAGUCUCUCUUCUGAUUUUGUCACUCCUCCUUGCAAAAGCUCAAGGGAUUCGUUUGGGGAAAGUGUCUUUAGCAGUUGAGCAACAGAAACAACAUGUCGGAUGAGGGAAAUACUUUGUUGAAAAGAAGUAAUACUGAUGCUGAGGAAGUUGUUCUCUGCAGCAAAGAUGAACAAUGCAUAGGAAAGAUAAAGAAUAGGAAACUUGUUACCACUUCAGUUUCUACAACCCAAUCCAUGUCAAAGAAUGUGAAAAGUGAAGAGCACAAGGGUCAUCCCUUGGUAAAUGGCAAUACUAGAAAUGUGAAUGCCAAUGAAGAAGUGAAGGAAGUAAAAGUUAAUACAUUGACUAUUUCCAAGCACAAAGAUGUCCCUCAGGAGCACUAUGCUGACCUUGUAGACAUAGCUGAGAUGGACUAUUCUCCAGCAAGGAGAAAGCCUCCAAUACACAACUGAGAAUAUGAUCAACUAGAAAA
Molecule: messenger RNA, 614 nt
Organism: Abrus precatorius (Indian licorice)
Lineage: Eukaryota; Viridiplantae; Streptophyta; Magnoliopsida; Fabales; Fabaceae
Exons: 5
Coding region: 235-594 (119 amino acids)
Source: RefSeq, a predicted model, not a curated record